This is a messenger RNA of Saprolegnia parasitica CBS 223.65, 233 nucleotides long. RefSeq lists its product as hypothetical. The record is from RefSeq and is a predicted model, not a curated record. Gene Ontology annotation, molecular function: oxidoreductase activity, acting on paired donors, with incorporation or reduction of molecular oxygen, reduced pteridine as one donor, and incorporation of one atom of oxygen. NCBI's taxonomy places the organism in Eukaryota, Oomycota, Saprolegniomycetes, Saprolegniales, Saprolegniaceae. The transcript has 2 exons. Bases 35 to 193 code for a protein of 52 amino acids.
CAUUUCUCUACUACCGGUAGUAGCAGCCAGCACCAUGCUCUCGUUCGUCGCCCGGCAGUACAACUGGUACAAGCUCGAGUUCGGCCUGACGCUGCUCUCGCAGUGGGAAGUCCUCGCCUUCAACUCGGUGGUCCUCCUCGUGCUCAGCGCCCUCGUCUACUACAGCGCGCAGGCCGUCGGCGCGAUCCUGUAAUUCCUCAAUUUAAUACGACGCCCAUGGCUACCUACCAAUG